UUAUUGCAAAAUUUAUAUACAAAAUUACAUACACAUAAAAAUUUACAAUUAUUACAGUGGGUCUGAAAAUUACCUACUAUCAUAGUUGUAAUUUUACACACAUUUUUUACAGUGUAGAUUAUAUCACAAAAGAUUUUUUAAACCUUAAAACUUUUAUUUGAAACAUGUUCUGUGAAAAAAUGUAUUAUUUUAAAAAUAUUCUGGUGUCACAGUACUUUUUGUACACCCUGUGUAUAUUACGUGCUUGAAUGCGUGCAUAUAUAUGUUUGAUGUGUGUAGAUAUGUUUGAGAAUGCGAUAUAUAAAGUCAGCACAUGCAAUGCACGAGGAGGCAGUGUAAGGCGGUAACUGCGAGGUAGUGUUGAUGGAGCCGUGAUUUCACGUCAAUGUCAGAAUGGACGCCACUAAGAAACCUAACAAUCCGAAUCCACGGGCGUCUGCGAAUCCAAUCAGUAAAUUGUUCUUCUGGGAGCAAGGAUCAUGUGGCUGAUGAGAAGUAAGAAGUCGGUCAAAAUUCUUCGCAUCAUAAUUCGCAACGAUCUAAUGCAAACUUAUGCUGUAAGAUAAAAUUAUAAGAGAAUUAAGCCAGUUAUAAAAGAAAGGUGGUUAACAGGAAUAUUCUGGUAUGGGAAGGAUCAUAACUUGGAAAUGAAAAAUAUGUACAAUAUUAUGCCGGCUGAUGAUAGCGAACUUUUGGGAAACAAACUGGAAGAAAAUUGGAAAAAUGAAGUGCAUCACGCUAAGAAGGACGACAGAAAGCCGAAAUUUUUUACAGCUUUGAAAAAGACAUUUAUAUGGUCAUUUUUUUAUUAUGGAGGAUGGAUUUUGAUGUUAUCUUGUAUUGUGAGAGUUGCACAAAUAUAUGUUUUGGGUCUGCUUAUUUGGCAUUUUGAUCCAAGAGCAAUCUCUACUCAGGAGAAAGCGUAUUUAUACGCAUCCAGCAUAAUUUUCUUAGGAAUAUUGUCUAUUAUGCUCUCUCAUCAUUCGAAUCUAGGCUUAUUGGAGAUUGGAAUGCGAGUGAGAAUAGCGAGCUCCUCUUUGAUGUAUAGGAAGAUAUUACGCUUAUCCAGCUCUACAAUCACUACUUCAGGACAAAUUGUUAAUCUUUUAUCGAACGACAUGUCAAAAUUUGAGCAACUAUUUACAACAUUACAUUACAUUUGGAUCCUACCUAUACAAGGAUCCAUAAUUACAUUUUUGAUAUGGCAAAGCGUUGGCGUCGCAUCAUUAGCCGGCGUACUUCUCAUAGUAAUUCAGACUAUUCCUCUUCAAGGAUACAUAAGCAGAUGGACUUCAAAGUUACGUACAAAAAUUGCAACAAGAACCGAUGAGAGAGUCCGUUUGAUGUCUGAGAUACUCAGAGGCAUACAAGUUAUUAAAAUGUAUACUUGGGAGAAACCAUUUGAGGAACUAGUUAAUCGCGCAAGAAAAUAUGAAAUCGACGUUCUUACGCUGAUAUCGUAUUUGAGAGGUUUUAUUUUAGCUACGUGUGUUUUCACGGAAAGAACAACAUUAUAUUUUACUAUAAUGGCCUAUGUACUUCAAGGAUAUUCUAUAUCUGCCGAUAAAGUAUUCUCAAUGGCACAGUACUUUAAUAUUCUUCAGCUUACUAUGGCGAUAUUUUAUCCUAUGGCUGUAGCGGCAGCUGCCGAAGCAUCGGUUUCCAUAAAGAGAAUUGAGAAUUUUUUGUUAUUAAACGAAAACGUUCCAUUAACACAAUCUUCAUCAACCGUCAAAGGAAUAAGUAUUUCAAUGAAAAAUUUCAGUGCUUCAUGGACAACUAAAGCAAUUGUAAAUACAUUGCAUAACAUCAACAUUCAAAUUAAAGACGACCAAUUUUGCGCUGUCGUUGGUCCUGUGGGCUCAGGAAAGAGUUCUUUUCUGCAAGCAAUUUUGGGCGAACUAAAAUCAUCGCAAGGUCAAAUACACAUAGGUGGCAAAAUAUCAUAUGCCAGUCAAGAACCCUGGUUGUUCGCAGACACAGUACGAAAUAAUAUUUUGUUUGAUCAACUCUAUGAUAAAAAUAAAUAUCAAAAUGUUGUAAAUAUGUGUGCUCUUACGAAAGAUUUUGAACAACUUCCGUAUGGUGAUAAGACUUUGGUUGGUGACAGAGGUACGGCACUCAGCGGAGGACAACGUGCAAGAAUUAAUUUGGCGAGAGCCGUCUACAGAGACGCUGAUAUUUAUCUUUUUGAUGAUCCUUUAUCAGCUGUUGACACUCACGUUGGCAGACACUUAUUUAACGAAUGUAUGAAUAUUUAUUUGCGAAACAAAACGAGAAUUCUUGUGACUCAUCAAUUGCAGUAUUUGAAACAAUGCGAUUACAUCAUUAUUCUUAAUAAUGGUCAAAUUGAAGACAAAGGUACGUUUGCGGCUCUUCAAGAAAAAUGUGCAGUUUUUUUGGAAAUAUUAAUGAAAGAUGAAAAAGUCAAUGAAAAGACGAGGGAACCAUCAAAAAUUAAUAUAAGUCCUACGCUUAUAAUUCAAAGCGAUGAAAUUAACGAUGAAGAUGCAGAGGAAAUUGAACCGCAAGAAACUGAAGAGCUUCUGGCCAAAGGAAAUUUAUCAAAAUCGCUUUAUUGGAAAUAUUUUCGUAGCGGCGGUUCAUUCAUCAUGAUCAUCAGUGUUCUAUUUUACACGAUUUUGGGACAAAUUGGCACUAAUGGUUCUGACUAUUGGGUUGGUUAUUGGGCGAGACAAGAAGAAAUGCGUAUCAAAGAUAUACGCGAACGAGAGUACGGCUCAGCGAAUAACUUUACAAUGUCCUCUUCUAUACCAAGAUCUACUAGACAAGUAGAAAAUAUGUCAGAGAUUAAUAAAGGAGUCGCAGAAUUUGUAAUGACAACAGGCUAUUAUAGGGAAGAUGUGUUCAACGAUACUAUAAUGUCGCAAAAUUUUACUUUUAAUAAUAUUACUGAAAUUAGAGAUGAAAAUGUAUAUUAUCUCAACACGAAUACAGCUUUAUGGGUUUAUGGAGGUUUUAUCAUUGUCAGCGUUGUGGUAUCGACAGUGCGAAAUCUAAUCUUUCUUAAGAUAUGUAUGAACGCCAGCAAGAAUUUGCAUAACUUCAUGUUUUCAUGCAUACUUAAAGCACCGAUGUCAUUUUUCGAUAACAAUCCGUCCGGACGAAUUUUAAAUCGUUUUUCGAAGGACGUUGGCGCGGUGGAUGAAAUAUUGCCCAGCACUAUGAUAUCAUCUAUUCAAAUGUUUGCAGUGAUGAUUGGAAUUUUAGUGCAAGUACUUAUUAUUAACUGGUGGCUCAUAUUCGCUGUAAUUAUUAUGUUUUUUUUGUUUGGUAUGAUAAGAAGAAUCUAUCUUCCAGUAGCACAAACUACAAAACGAUUAGAAGGAGUUGCAAAAAGUCCCAUGUUUUCGCACGUAAACUCUACGUUAUCGGGUCUGACGACAAUACGUUCUGUUGGCGCUCAGGAAAUGAUUCGAAAGCAAUUCGAGGAACAUCAAAAUUUACAUACUAGCACUUACUCAUUAAUUAUCGCAAGUGGUACGAUGUUCGGUUUCGUACUAGAUAUAGUGUCCAUUGGAUUUAUCGCCAUCGUUACGUACAGUUUUGUCGCGUUGGACAAUGGAAAUACUUUCGCUGGCAAUGUUGGUUUGGCGCUCUCACAAGUGCUUAUUUUAUGCAAUAUGGUGCAACAUGGAAUGCGUCAAACCGCCGAAGCAAUCACACAGAUGACGAGCGUAGAGAGGAUAAUGCAAUUCACUGAACUUGAGAAAGAAGGCCCGUUCGAGAGUAAUCCCACAGACAAACCAUCAAGCAAUUGGCCUUCUAAGGGAGAAAUUAAAUUCGAUCGUAUUUAUCUUCGAUAUUCGGAUCCCGACCCGCCUGUUCUCAAAUCUUUAAGUUUUAACAUCGAACCCGGCAUGAAAAUCGGAAUUGCGGGUCGUACUGGGGCUGGGAAAUCGUCUCUGAUCGCCGCGUUGUUUCGUAUGGUGAAAAUUGAUGGUGCUAUCUACAUCGACCAUAUUGACACGAAAAAAAUUGGUCUUCAUGAUUUGAGAAGUAAAAUCUCCAUAAUACCGCAGGAACCGAUGUUAUUUUCCGCUACACUUCGCGAUAAUCUUGAUCCUUUUCACAAGUUCCAUGAUGCCAAUCUGUGGAGCGCCUUAGAAGAAGUAAAAUUGAAACAUAUGGUGGACUCUUUGGAUCAUCAUGUUGAGCAAGGCGGCAGUAACUUCAGUGUCGGAGAACGUCAGCUGGUUUGCCUAGCGCGCGCGAUUCUGCAGGAUAAUAAGAUACUCAUACUUGAUGAAGCUACCGCCAACGUAGAUUUUAUUACGGACGCGUUCAUACAAACCACAAUACGAAAGAAAUUUGGAGACCGUACGGUGUUGACUAUAGCGCACAGAUUGAACACGAUAAUGGAUAGCGAUAAAGUAUUGAUAAUGGAUGAAGGUCAAGUGAUAGAAUUUGAUCAUCCAUAUAUUUUGUUACAAAAUGAAGAAGGUUACCUCACUAUCAUGGUGCAAGAAACUGGAAAAACGAUGGCCGAACAACUUAAACAAUGCGCCAAAGAGGCUUAUGAACGACAAUAUGGACUGAAAUCAUUGUCAUGAUUUUUUUCUGGAGAUACGUUACAAAUUUCUUCUGGAAAAACAUUAACAAACGAACAAA
Molecule: messenger RNA, 4632 nt
Organism: Monomorium pharaonis (pharaoh ant)
Lineage: Eukaryota; Metazoa; Arthropoda; Insecta; Hymenoptera; Formicidae
Gene: Cftr
Product: multidrug resistance-associated protein 4
Exons: 19
Coding region: 648-4574 (1308 amino acids)
Biological process (GO): transmembrane transport
Cellular component (GO): membrane
Molecular function (GO): ATP binding; ATP hydrolysis activity; ABC-type transporter activity
Source: RefSeq, a predicted model, not a curated record